AGCUUUGAUGCGUGGAGUUCAACAUUUUUUAACAAAGCUUUAGGGAGGUGUUUGGACUUGUCGAUCAGUUGUAUACGACAGUAAUUGGCACAUCUGCGAUUUGUUCGCUGUCGCUGCGACAGCAGCGCCAUUCACUUUGGUCGAUUACGAAGGCAGAGAUUAUUUCGAAUAUCUUGCGGCGCUCCCUCCUUCCGAUAACGAGCUUUCGCUGGUCAAUGACUUCGCUCGUCAGCAGCAAGUCGUCAACCCUAACGGAAAAGACGUAGAAAAAUGUACAAGUGAACGUUCUAAGGCAUCCGAUGUCAGAACGCGAGAGGUAGAGAGUAAUUCAUAUCUUGCGGCACUCCCUCCUUCCGAUAACGAGCUUUCGCUGGUCAACGACUUCGCUCGUCAGCAGCAAAUCGUCAAUCCUAACGCAAAAGACGUAGAAAAAUGUACAAGUGAACGUUCUAAGGCAUCCGAUGUCAGAACGCGAGAGGUAGAGAGUAAUUCGUACGAUGCAAUACCAAUAGCAAUACGGUUGGACUCAGAGAAGCGAGAAUUUGAGAAAAAGGAGAAAGAACGCAGAAAGAAAGAGAAGAAGCUACAGAAAAUAAACAAAGACAAAUUGUUGAUAACUCUAUCUCCACCACUUGCAGAAAUACAGGCUCCUACGGAGAUGUCUAUCCCUGAAGCAGAAUCUACAACAGUGAAUUACGAUAGUACGACAGUAACACCAAACGAGAAAUGUAACGAGGAAACAGCGAAAGCAAUACCCACAACAGAGCCAAGCACAGAGCCGACCACUGAGCUGGCCCCGACGAAAACAAUACCCACAACAGAGCCAAGCACAGAGCCGACCACUGAGCUGGCCCCGAGUUCGGCAGAAACUGAAUUCAUUCCUUUGCCAACGAGAAGUAUCAGGAGGAAACAAGCUAAAAAGAUCAAAGAAAAGAAAGGGAAACAAAGCAAACCGAGGGAGUCAAGGGACAGUCCUUUAGAGAUGAACAAAGAAGAAACAAACAGAGAACCAUUACCAGAUGUGGGAUUCCCUCGCAAAAGGCAAGGCCCGAGACGAAGGACCAAGAAGGUCAUUAGAAGGACCCCUGCUAAAGUUAUCAAAACCAGUGAAACGUUGGCAACAACAACGGAGAUAAUUCAGGAAAUGUCGGCAGAUCUGGUAAGAAGGAAGAUCCAGUUGUAUCAGCAGAGGAAAUUGGCAGAAGCGAGGCAGUUGCCUGCACUCAAGAAAAGGCGAAGAGUGCGCAUUGAGGGCCGACAUCUGCUCGGUGAUGGGGAUGAGAACGUUGCUGUUGCCUCAAACGCAGAUCAGUCUCAUCAAAAAGAGAUGAAGGUAAAAGAAGGAGAGGUCCCGCAAACUGAAAUUGACGAGAUCAAAAAGGAGAGAAGAGAUGAAAAGAAACCACUGAAAAAGGGGGCGACAAAUUCAAGCCCACCUCCAACAACUACAAUAGUAUCAACCCCAGCUGUGGGGGCCACAAUGCCAGGUCUUUCGGCUGAGGCACUGAAAGUAGCUCUAGCAAAGGAGAUAAGAAAAUUCGUAUCAAAGGAGUUGAGACAUAAGGUCCUGAAAAUAAUGUCAAGGGACAUUUUUUCUUGUUCAGACUAUCACCUCGUCGCGAAAUGA
Molecule: messenger RNA, 1627 nt
Organism: Strongylus vulgaris
Lineage: Eukaryota; Metazoa; Nematoda; Chromadorea; Rhabditida; Strongylidae
Source: the annotation of a GenBank genome assembly